AUGAGCAGUCGCCUAGCAUCUUUUCGCGGACCAUCGACCCCCUCUUCUUCCCCAGUCCAGGUAAAACAAGCUAAACAGCCCCCUUCCUCGCCUUCCUCGCCUUCCAAAGCCGUCGAGUCUACGUAUCAUCGAAAACUUCGAACACAUCUACUUGAACUGCGCACAGUCUGUUGGACUUGGGAUGACCUUGUCUUAACUGACGGCCUCAAAGCCGCACGGAGCUUAGUCGACACCAGAACAGAUCUCGACAAUAAGUUGUCAUUACUUGGUGCAAAACAGCCGACAACGAGGUUUGUGGGUCCGAUGCUUUCAUCCAUGGACGACCGGAUAGCAGAUCUGGACGUCGUCAUUGCGAAACUACGGAAACAAUAUCACAAGAUGAACUCCAUAAUUGACAACCUCGAGGCGUUGUUAGCGGAUGCCCACCGGACGAAAGGUUGGGUAUGGGUCUCCGCGGAAUCACUGUGGACGACCUGGACUUUAGCGAAGUUUGUGGCUUCGGUUUCUGAGAUCUUACGACCAUACCGACGAUCGCUGGAAGACCACACGGACCUAGUGAAGAAGCUGCGCUCUCAUACAGUCUCGUUCGAAACCUCUCGCGAUGCGAUCAACAGCUGGGUCGAACAGCGAUGGCUUGCGGAGGAUGGUUGGGACGCCAAUUGGGAAGAUCUAUGCGCUGCUGAAAUACAUCGGUGGGAGAGUCGGUGA
Stereum hirsutum FP-91666 SS1 is the source of this 708-nucleotide messenger RNA. RefSeq lists its product as uncharacterized. The coding region runs from base 1 to 708 and encodes 235 amino acids. The transcript has 4 exons. NCBI's taxonomy places the organism in Eukaryota, Fungi, Basidiomycota, Agaricomycetes, Russulales, Stereaceae. The record is from RefSeq and is a predicted model, not a curated record.